Molecule: messenger RNA, 1155 nt
Organism: Mesitornis unicolor (brown roatelo)
Lineage: Eukaryota; Metazoa; Chordata; Aves; Mesitornithiformes; Mesitornithidae
Gene: TNIP2
Product: TNFAIP3 interacting protein 2
Exons: 6
Biological process (GO): cellular response to lipopolysaccharide; regulation of transcription by RNA polymerase II
Molecular function (GO): K63-linked polyubiquitin modification-dependent protein binding
Source: RefSeq, a predicted model, not a curated record
AGCCUGCUGGAGCAGCUGGAGCGGGCCAGGGGACAGCUCGGGGACAGCGAGCGCGUCUCGGCGCAAAGAGUGGAAGCUCUGAGCCAGGAAAUACAGAAGUUGAAUCGGCAACUAGAGGAGAAAAAUGGAGAGAUACAGCAAAUGAUAAAUCAGCCUCCAUAUGAAAAGGAGAGAGAAAUCCUACGACUUCAGAAGAGCUUGGCAGAGAGAGAGAAGGCUCAGGCCACCAGCGAUGUUUUGUGCCGUUCACUCACUGAUGAAACUCACCAGCUUCAACGCAAAUUGGCAUCCACAGCAGAAAUGUGUCAACAUCUGGCAAAAUGUCUAGAAGCGAAGCAAAGAAAAGAGAAGGGGAAUUCGGAUGACCAGAUAACUACUGAAAGAUCUAAUCAGCUUUUAGACAAUGAAACUUCACUUCAAGCUCUUAUCUGCAACCUACAAGAUGAAAACAGGAUGUUAAAACAAAAAGUAGCUCAUGUGGAAGACUUAAAUGCAAAAUGGCAGAAAUACGAUGCGAGUAGGGAUGAGUAUGUGAAGCGACUCCACUUGCAGCUAAAAGAGAUGAAGUCUCAGCUGGAACAGCAGCAUGGUGUAACUUCAGCCCAAACGAAUUCUGACCUGAUGCACAAGGAGAUACUCCGGUUAAACAAGCUGCUGGAAGAAAAAAUGAAUGAGUACAUAAAAACAAAGAGAGAAUUGGAAGAUGUGAAGAAGGCUAGUGAAGGAUAUAAUGAGCGCAUACAAAUGCUGGAGCAACAGGUCCUAGUUUAUAAAGAUGAUUUCACAUCUGAGAGAUCAGACAGAGAACGAGCACAGAGUAAAAUACAAGAGCUUCAGGCGGAAGUUGCAUGUCUGCAACACCAGCUAGCAAGACGACAGGACUUGAGAGACACAAGUAAUCAUUUAAGGGUUUACAAAAAUCAAAAUCAUACGUACGUACAGACGAACGUUGAACAUCUGCGAGGCAGCAGCCCAGGCCAAACAGGCAUCAGAAGAACAUCUUCACAGUCUGAACAAGCGUCUCCUGCGGACAAUGGAAACUCAGGAUCCGAGGGCAGGGCACAGGGUGAACUUAGAUGCCCUCAUUGUAUGAGGUUUUUCAGCGAUGAACUCAGUGAUGAAUUCCUCAAGCAUGUUGCUGAAUGUUGUCAGUGA